UUUGCAGCAAAGUUCUCCUUUACUCCACACACGCUUCUAAGCCUCGCUACUAACUACACUUUAUUCAUCCUCCGUGUCAGGAUAAACUCCACUCGUCUCAGUCAACUUUGGACAUUAUUAGGCCCGCAUAGCUUGCUACUUGUUUUAACGCGUUAGUUAGCUUAGCGUGCUAGUUAGCUUAGCGUGCUAGUUAGCUGCUAACAAAGAGACGCGGAUUUGAUCAACACAUCGCUUAGUUAAGAUCAAGUGUGAGUGUAAAGUGUUGUGAUUGUGUGAAAAUGUGUGAAAGAACGAUAGCAGAGUACAAAGAGGAACUUUCUCGGACAAAAGAAGAAAACAAAAGACUACGUCAACUACUGGACGCUGUUUUCAAGAAACCUCAAGUUGUGUUACACAGAACAGAUGUCCAGCAGCCCACCCACAUGAAAGAGGAAGAGGAUGAUCCACAGCACACCCACAUGAAAGAGGAAGAGGGGGAUCCACAGCCCACCCACAUGAAAGAGGAAGAGGAUGAUCCACAGCCCACCCACAUGAAAGAGGAAGAGGGGGAUCCACAGCCCACCCACAUGAAAGAGGAAGAGGAUGAUCCACACAUGAAAAAGGAAGAGAAUGAUCCGCAGCCCACCCACAUUAAAGAGGAAGAGGAUGAUCCACAGCCCCCCCACAUGAAAGAGGAAGAGGAUGAUCCACACAUGAAAGAGGAAGAGGAGGAUCCACACAUGAGAGAGGAAGAGGAGGGAGAGUGUGUUGUAGAGCAGGAGGAGGAUGAUGUCAGCAAGUUUCCACUGACUGUUGUCUCUGUGAAGACUGAAGAGCAUGAAGACAAAGCACCUGAGUCCUCACAGCUUCAUCACAGUCCAAGUAAGCACAUAUCAUUUUAUUCUCAGGGCAUUCAAUCCAUCACAACUGGACUGUUCACUUUGUCUUAGAAGACUCAUCCAAGUAGGCUUCAUCACUUCAUGCUCAUACACUUCAAGUCUUAAAUCUAAUCAUUGGAAUUUAGAGGGAAACUGCACU
Molecule: messenger RNA, 1017 nt
Organism: Nerophis lumbriciformis (worm pipefish)
Lineage: Eukaryota; Metazoa; Chordata; Actinopteri; Syngnathiformes; Syngnathidae
Source: RefSeq, a predicted model, not a curated record